Messenger RNA from Closterium sp. Naga37s-1, 549 nucleotides. NCBI's taxonomy places the organism in Eukaryota, Viridiplantae, Streptophyta, Zygnematophyceae, Desmidiales, Closteriaceae. The record is from the annotation of a GenBank genome assembly.
AUGGCGCCCGCCGCGCUAGUUGGCGCGCUGCGACAAGGUGUGUGCUUGUCGCUGAAUGUCGGCGCACUCGAGCGCGCAAGUACUAGCGCGUGUCGUUCCGUCGGUACCCGCGCGCUCGCCGCUGCAGCAGCCUCGUCCGUGGCCGCUGACGCCAGGGGGUUGGAGCAGGGAGGCGCUCGUCUCUCCGUGCGUGCGGCAAGCCGUGCGGCACCAGGAGGCCCGCUUCAAGAGAAAAGUGGCGGCGGCGGCGACAGUAGCGAGGGUGCGGGCAUUGGGCGAGGGCGCAUCGCGGGGUGGGCGUGCAUCGAGCGGUGCGGCGCGUGUUGCCAGCUGGAUAAGGGCGAGCUGGCGCCGCCCAUCGAGACAAUUCUGCGCGACCCGAGCGAGCUGGCGGUGUACCGCAGCAUGGUGGGGGCGGACGGGUGGUGCCGGCACUACGACAAGGGCACUCGCACAUGCCGCAUAUACGACUCACGCAUCCUCGUGUCAAUCCCCAUGGGCAGUGCAGCAGGAUCCAUGCGUGCACCCCCUGCCUUCCCCCAUCCCUAA